Oncorhynchus tshawytscha (Chinook salmon) is the source of this 979-nucleotide messenger RNA. It is a transcript of the gene mphosph6, whose product is annotated as M-phase phosphoprotein 6. The transcript has 5 exons. Gene Ontology annotation, biological process: maturation of 5.8S rRNA. Bases 225 to 707 code for a protein of 160 amino acids. The record is from RefSeq and is a predicted model, not a curated record. NCBI's taxonomy places the organism in Eukaryota, Metazoa, Chordata, Actinopteri, Salmoniformes, Salmonidae.
AGUGUCUAGUGGUAACUUCCUCUCCAAUCUGAGCGCUGCAGAGAGAUGAAUCUUUGAUCGAUUGAUCGAGUCUGAGUAUUAUACCACACGGCGUGGAAACGAGCUCGUGGAACAUUUAGGAUUCAAAGUCACAGCUUACUGAAAAACAAACCUUAUUGCAGUCACCCAGAAGACGGACAUAUAGUUUAGUGUCAACAGUAACGUUACCAGAAUCUCCAAUUGAAAUGGCGAAUGACAACGCGAAACUCUCCAAAAACCUCUUGCGUAUGAAGUUCAUGCAAAGAGGCCUGGAUGCAGAUACAAAGAAGCAACUGGAAGAAGAGGAGAGGAGGAUCAUCAGUGAUGAGCAUUGGUAUCUGGACCUGCCAGAACUCAAAGCUAAAGAGAAUUUCAUCAUAGAAGAAAGAAGUUUUGGGCCUUGUGAAGACCUGAAGUAUGGACGAAUGUCAUUCAAGGGGUUCAAUACAGAAGUAGAGAAACUAAUGAUCAUCAUGAAUGCUCCAAAUGAGGAAGAGUUGGAAGAGGAGGAAAUUAGCAGAAUGGAGACUGAUAUCACAGAUGAAGACAUGGCUAGAAGGUACGAGAGCUUAGUGGGAAGCAUGAAGAAGAAGUUUGCUAAGAAGCGGGAGAGGUCUGCAAUUGAGGAUGUUAAUCAAAACGCAACUGAGACACACAAAAAAAUAGCUUUUUUGAAGCCUCAGGACUGAGGGCAUGCUUUUUUAUUUAAAUGAAGUAUGUCAGGACUGUACAAUGUUUUUAUGUGCAACAAUUUUUAUUUUAUUUUUACUGCUGUGUUUUCAUGAACCGUAGGUAACUUCCAAAGAUGUUAGACAUAUAUUUUAAAGUUGAAUGGAUGUUAUAUAUCCUCUUUUUAAAAGUACAUUUCUUCAAGAUGCAUUGAGAGUUAUGAACACAGGAAAUAAAGCCCACAUCCUUGUACCAUGGACCAGGGUAUAGUUUAAUUAAAACUGUUACCCGA